Messenger RNA from Cyclocybe aegerita, 3411 nucleotides. The record is from the annotation of a GenBank genome assembly. NCBI's taxonomy places the organism in Eukaryota, Fungi, Basidiomycota, Agaricomycetes, Agaricales, Hemipholiotaceae.
AUGCCGCCUGUGACAACCUUUCCUCCUCCCAAAGACAUCUUCGACGACGAUGACGACGACGGCUGGCAGGAUAUGCCAAUUAUCCGAGAGGACACGUCUCUCAGCGGCAUGGACGAGGAAGACCAGAAGAGGUACCAUUACCAGCCAUCAGCCAAAGGGAAGACUGCGGCGAAUGCGACGGGCAACCUCAUAGAUGUCGAUGAUGAAGGCCACGAAUGGCGCUCUAAGAUCGAGCAGAACGAGAGCGAUUACACCCGUCUUCGAGGGACCGAGGAGGCGGACGUUGACGAGGUCCACCUGCGCACGCGAUAUCUCUUCGACGAAGACAAGGCCAUGACUCCUCUCAGCCAGAUGCAAGCGACGAAGAAUCUGCUAACGGAGGCUCAGCGAAUCGCUUACGUCGGUCUGUGCGCUUUGACAAGUAGAGAAAUGGUGCAAAGUCUGAAGACGGUACAUCGUAAGGAGCUGAAGCAUUCGAUCACAAACAUGGAAUUAUGGGCUCUCAAGAUCAUGGGUCGCCUUUACUAUCACAUGGAGCUCGAGACUCAGGAGCAGAAGAUGAUUGAGAGUCUUGCAGAACACGGGGUUCUCGCAAGCGAUCUCGUCCCGGCGCUGAUGACCACUCAUACCGUCGCCAAUCCGGAAUACGAUCCAGAGGAGGCGCGAAGAAAAGCUGAGGACGUGCUCCACCAUGACGAGUCGGAUGAUGAAUCAAUCUCAGAUCAGACGCUUGUCGACGAGCCUCUGCCUAAAGCCAGCGAACCUUCACCUAAAGACCAAGAAGAGGAACGAAGUACGACCCCUACCCCUCCCCCUGCAGCCGCCCACGGUUCCGACGACGACACCCAAACUAUCCACGCCCCAGAGAACCCCAAUCCGUCGGCUAUGUCUCCGUCAGCAUCCGCCUCCUCUGUUAAGCAAGUUCCGACCACAACGAAAGUGCUGAAGGACUCAGAGACUGCCGCCAUUCCCGGAGUUUCGACAUCACUAUCAUCAACCGACGAAAAUGUUACCUUGGAUAUACGAUGGACCGUUUUAUGCGAUCUCUUCCUCGUCCUGAUCGCAGACAGUGUAUAUGAUGCACGCUCGCGAGUGUUGCUUGAGCAGGUCGCGUUUAAGAUGGGUCUUGGGUGGCUGGACGUUGUCAAAUUUGAGAGUCGAGUGACGGAGGCUCUGGAGAUCCAGGAGGACGUAGAAACCCUAGAACAGCAAGAAUUAGUGGAAGGAGCACGUAAGGCUGGAAAGAAGAGACGAUACAUGAUGCUUGGUUUGGCUACCAUUGGUGGUGGUCUUGUCAUCGGUCUGUCGGCUGGUCUAAUGGCUCCUGUUAUCGGCCUUGGUCUGGCCGGAGCCCUUACAACCGUUGGAGUUUCAGGAACAGCAGCAUUUCUGGGCGGAACGACUGGCGCAGCGGUUAUCACGACCGGCGGUGUGCUGACUGGUUCAAGUAUUGCCGUACGUGGGAUGGUCAAGCGAACGCAACAGGUUCGAACAUUUGAAAUUCUGCCGCUUCACAACAACAAACGGGUAAACUGCAUUCUGACCGUACCUGGGUUCAUGAAUGGCAUAAAUGAUGAUGUACGGCUGCCGUUCAGCGUGCUGGAUCCUAUCGUCGGAGAUGUGUUCAGCGUGCUCUGGGAACCCGAGAUGAUAAGGGAGACGGGUACGGCGCUAUCGAUCCUCACGGGAGAGGUAUUGUCGCAGAUUGGUAUGACGGUGCUCCAGGCCACUGUGAUGACGGGUUUGAUGACGGCUCUGCAAUGGCCAAUCAUCCUGACCAAACUUGGAUACCUCAUCGACAAUCCGUGGAGCAACGCUCUCGACCGCGCUAAGGGUGCAGGCAAAGUCCUCGCUGAUGUCCUCAUCAACCGUCAUCUUGGUGUUCGGCCCAUCACGCUCAUUGGAUUCUCGCUCGGAGCCCGGGUCAUAUUCUACGCUCUCCUCGAGCUCGCCAAGCAGAAGCAGUUCGGAAUCGUACAAGACGUCUUCCUGCUAGGCGCGACUCUGACCGUCUCGCAGAGCCUCUGGUGCGACAGCCGUUCGGUUGUCUCUGGUCGAUAUGUCAACGCCUUCGCGAGAAACGACUGGGUCCUGAAUUACCUGUUCAGAGCAACGAGUGGAGGUGUUGGUACGGUGGCUGGUUUGCGACCUGUAGAAGGUGUGCCUGGGUUGGAGAACGUAGAUGUAACGGACAAGAUUGCUGGGCAUAUGAGCUACCGGACGUUCAUGCCCUUGAUCUUGGAUCAGCUUGGGUUUCCUGUGUUCUCGGAUUACUUCGAUGAGCCAGUGGAACCUGAUUUUACCGAAGAUCGCAUCGUCGUUCGCGAGGAGGAAGAGAAGAAGAAAUCGGGCUGGUUCUCGCGGAAGAAGAGUAACACAACACCGCAGAAGCAUGUCUCUCGACCACCAUCUACAUCAACCUUCGCUAAUUUCAAGAAGAGUGACCUGCCUGGUGCCAACGGCUCGCCUCUGAAGGGACCUCCGGCCACCGCACCUGCAGACGACGCAGACGACGACCUUCCACCACGCCUGGGUACACCGACCGGGUCGGCUCAUGCAUCGCCGAAAGUCACACCCCUGUCGCUACCAGGCUCUGGCAGGAAUACACCCACACCUUCACGACCCUCGACACCUUCAUCGUCGACUUCUCAUCUCCCAUUGCGCGCCGGAUUCGAUCUUGCAGCGAUUAAGAACGUCCUCGAUGAAGUUGAACACGGCGCUGACACUCCUUCGACAGCCAAACCCCCUUCUCGUCUUGCUCCGCCUCCGAUUGCACCACCUUCCACAAGGUCUCAAUCAACACCACCAACCCAGGUUCAGGGAGCUAAUUCGCAUCCUCGAGCGUCAUCUUUGGACCUGGAGUAUGGAUUCGUGACCGCACCGUCGUAUUCUGUGGAAGAGAGAGGUCCCAAGACCGUUGGCUCCACUCCUCGAGAGGACGGAGUGCCUGCAUUUGGACGCUCCUCCGACUUCUCUUCCGCCUCCCCAUCUUCUGCAUUUGGCAGGCCGAGUGCCUUUGACGACGGAUACGCAGCUCGACCUACGACAACCACAAGUUCAUUCUCUGCUCUUCCUGACGACGUCCUCCCAGCUUGGGAUGCCUCGAAUGUGAGCCUCUCUCCUGCCACAGAGUCCCCCGCGACUGCCCGACCUUUCAACACACUCCCAUCCAUACCUUCUCUGCCGACCAUGCCCAACCCAUUUGCUACCCCUGCAACGUCAAUGGUCAUGCCUCCCUCAAUACCCACAUCCCAGUUUGCUUCCACACCCGGGCUUUCGUUUGGCGAUGCCAAUGGAUCGGUGACGUCUUCGGUAACAGUAGGUAGUGCACCACAGUGGUUGAUCCCUCCUCUUGGUGCACCGAGAAAGAAGACGACGAUGGAUGGUUUCACCGCUAAUCCGUGGUCAUGA